Messenger RNA from Lolium perenne, 1461 nucleotides. RefSeq names its product mitochondrial carnitine/acylcarnitine carrier-like protein. The record is from RefSeq and is a predicted model, not a curated record. Gene Ontology annotation, molecular function: L-ornithine transmembrane transporter activity. Gene Ontology annotation, biological process: mitochondrial L-ornithine transmembrane transport. Lineage: Eukaryota; Viridiplantae; Streptophyta; Magnoliopsida; Poales; Poaceae.
CCAGAUCGGGAAAGCUAGGAAGGGAGGCAAAGCCACCUACCAACCCCCAAACUCCGCCGAAACCCACGCUCGAGGUCGACUGAAUAAACCCCGAGUCCAAAAGCAGCAUUCCGAAUCACCACUCCCCAAACAGCGCUCGCUCUUCCUUCCCCUCCGACGACGACGGCCGGAGGAGACGGAGAGGCCUGCUGGUGGUGCCGCGCUGCCCCGGGUUGAUCCCUUCUUCUUCGUAUCUCGGCGCAUGCUUUUAUCUUCUGACGGACUUUGGGGGUUCCACUGAAUAUCCCCACGGUGCCCACGUGAACCGUGCCUUCGCCUUCUCCAUACAUGCGCACCCUCUCUGUUUUGUGUGAUUAUUAGAUGGGGGACAUAGCCAAGGACCUGACUGCCGGGACCGUGGGGGGGAUCGCCAAUCUGGUCGUCGGCCACCCGUUCGAUACCAUCAAGGUCAAGCUCCAGAGCCAGCCCUGCCCUGCUCCGGGCCAGCUCCCCAAGUAUGCUGGCGCCUUGGAUGCUGUCAAGCAAACGGUUGCGGCCGAAGGGCCGAGGGGAUUGUACAAGGGGAUGGGGGCUCCUCUGGCCACCGUUGCAGCGUUCAACGCUCUCCUGUUCACAGUGAGGGGGCAGAUGGAGACUCUCUUGAGGUCGGAGCCUGGGGCGCCGUUGACGGUCAACCAACAGGUAGUCGCUGGUGCUGGUGCGGGGCUUGCGGUCUCCUUCCUGGCAUGCCCCACAGAGCUCAUCAAGUGCAGGUUGCAGGCCCAGAGUUCUUUAGCUGAAGCAGGUGCUAUCUCCGCUGCGGCGCUACCGAAAGGUCCGAUGGAUGUGGCGAAGCAUGUCAUGAAGGACGCUGGCCUCAAAGGUCUAUUCAAAGGCCUUGUCCCAACAAUGGGCCGUGAGAUCCCCGGCAACGCCAUAAUGUUCGGCGUGUACGAGGCAGUCAAGCAGUACAUGGCCGGCGGUCCGGACACGUCGAACCUCGGCCAGGGCUCUCUCAUCCUCGCCGGUGGCCUCGCCGGAGGAGCGCUGUGGCUUACAGUGUACCCCACCGACGUCGUGAAGAGUGUGAUCCAGGUGGACGACUACAAGAAGCCUAGGUACUCAGGGUCGAUCGACGCACUCAAGAAGAUCGUUGCUGCCGAAGGAGUGAAGGGUCUGUACAAGGGGUUCGGGCCGGCCAUGGCUCGCAGCGUACCCGCCAACGCCGCCACCUUCGUGGCCUACGAGAUCACAAGAUCGGCUAUGGGCUGACCCAAUGUUCAAGUGCACGCCUCAAUCUCUUCUCCGGCAUAGCUGAAGCAACAGUUCACAGAGCAAUACAGACAGAAAUCAGGAUCACGGCAAGCAAAAACACAGAACAUUAACCAUUCUUCUUUGCUGCAACACCAUGUUCCGAAAAAACUUGCAAAUAUUGGCAGCAAUGGCAGGAUUGUUGGCAUAAUAAAGGUUGAGCUUUACCUA